GCACCAAUUAAUCUCGUUGACAUUGACAUCCUAUCUCCUCUCUAUAUCUAGGUAUUGCCUUGCCGUGUCCAUCUCUGCAGCAAUGGCUUCUGAUGCCGCCGGCGCCGGCGCCACCGCCGCCGUUCUCGCCAUUCUGGUCGUAUCUUCCAUGGGGCAUCCAAACAAAGGGCCAUUAUGCAGCGAGUGUGGGUCGCUGUGCAAUACGAACUGCACUGCAGAGGCUGCCAACUCCACAACCUGCAGAAGCUACUGCGACAACGACACCACGGCUGCCCGGGAGGACUGCGAAAGGCAGGUCCUCCAGGGGUGCCAGGCGGCCUACUGCAGCUACGGCACCUGCAGCCGGGACUGCAACUUGGAAGCCCAGAACGCCUGCCUUUCUAUCCAUGACGACUAUACAGAUUGCCAAGCAUGCAAGCAAGGUAUGUUCCAGUCAUGCUUCCCCACCUGCCAAAGCAACUGCAACAGCACCUGCGUCAAGAAAGAACAUGGAUGCUGAGCGUUUGAUGCGAGAUGCGAUGCGAUCUCGGACAAUAUGCAUGGAAGACGAUUAGCUACGUAUCUAUCUUGAUUUAUAUAACCAAUGGUGAUUGGUGAUGAAUAAUAUUGAUGAGUUCGGUCACAAAAGAAUAAAGGCUCUAAGAUAUAUGAGCUUGGGUUGUCUGGGUUUAUAAUAAGAAAUUCAAAAGCAAGUCUUUU
Molecule: messenger RNA, 699 nt
Organism: Zea mays
Lineage: Eukaryota; Viridiplantae; Streptophyta; Magnoliopsida; Poales; Poaceae
Exons: 1
Coding region: 83-499 (138 amino acids)
Source: RefSeq, marked validated